GCCACCAAGCUCAGACAAUGCAAGCCACUAGCGAUAGCUAAUGCGAAGCACUUAGACCCGUGAUCGUCGCCGAAGACAUGAUUGGUGUUGCCAUGUACGAGUUGGUGAAAGUUGGCCAUGACCAGCUUGUGGGCGAAGUCAUCCGAAUCAGCGGCGAUCAGGCAACCAUCCAGGUGUACGAAGAGACGGCCGGCGUUAUGGUUGGCGAUCCUGUGUUGCGGACAGGUAAGCCUUUAUCUGUCGAGCUUGGGCCCGGUCUUCUGAACAACAUCUACGACGGUAUCCAACGACCACUCGAGAAGAUUUCGGCCAUGUCCAAGAGCAUCUACAUCCCCCGAGGCGUUGCCGCCCCAGCACUCGACCGUGAGAAGAAGUGGGACUUCACCCCGGCAAUGAAGGUCGGCGACCACAUCACGGGCGGCGAUGUGUGGGGGACAGUCUUCGAGAACUCCUUCAUCUCUGUGCACAAGAUCCUGUUCCCGCCGAGAGCCCGUGGCACUAUUACGAGGAUCGCGGACAAGGGCAGCUACACGGUUGACGAGAAGAUCCUCGAGGUCGAGUUCGACGGCAAGAAGACAGAGUAUGGCAUGAUGCAGACCUGGCCGGUGCGGGUGCCGCGCCCGACAACGGAGAAGCACUCGGCGGAUAAGCCCUUCCUAGUCGGCCAGCGCGUGCUCGACGCCCUGUUCCCCUCGGUCCAAGGUGGUACGGUUGCCAUCCCCGGCGCGUUCGGCUGUGGCAAGACUGUCAUCAGCCAGUCAGUCUCCAAGUUCUCCAACAGUGACGUGAUUGUCUAUGUGGGCUGCGGCGAACGCGGCAAUGAGAUGGCUGAAGUUCUCAAGGACUUUCCCGAGCUUACUAUUGACGUUGAAGGCCGGAAGGAACCCAUCAUGAAGCGCACUACCCUCAUCGCCAACACCUCCAACAUGCCUGUCGCUGCGCGUGAGGCCUCUAUCUACACCGGAAUUACGGUUGCCGAGUACUUCCGAGACCAGGGUAUGAACGUCGCGAUGAUGGCCGACUCCUCGUCCCGCUGGGCCGAAGCCCUCCGAGAAAUUUCCGGCCGUCUAGGCGAGAUGCCCGCAGACCAAGGUUUCCCGGCCUACCUCGGCGCGAAGCUCGCCUCCUUUUACGAGCGUGCUGGCAAGGUCGCUGCCCUCGGCAGCCCCGCGCGCGAUGGCAGCGUGAGCAUCGUCGGCGCUGUUUCCCCUCCCGGUGGUGACUUCUCCGACCCCGUCACUUCCGCGACACUAGGUAUCGUGCAGGUCUUCUGGGGCCUGGACAAGAAGCUUGCGCAACGCAAGCACUUCCCCUCGAUCAACACGUCCCUCAGCUACAGCAAGUACACCAUGGUUCUCGACAAGUGGUACGAGAAGGAGUACCCGGACUUCCCCCGCCUGCGCGACCGCGUCCGCCAGCUGCUGUCCGACAGCGAGGCACUCGACCAAGUCGUCCAGCUGGUCGGCAAGAGCGCGCUCUCGGACCGUGACAAGAUCACGCUGGACAUGGCGACGCUGAUCAAGGAAGACUUCCUGCAGCAGAACGGGUAUUCCGACUACGAUCAGUUCUGUCCCAUCUGGAAGACUGAGUGGAUGAUGAAGCUCAUGAUCGGAUUCCACGACGAGGCCCAGAAGACGAUUGCCACGGGCCAGAGCUGGGCGAAGGUCCGCGAGGCGACCCAGGAACUGCAGGCGCAGUUGCGGAGCUUGAAGUUCGAGGUGCCGACGGAGGGCCAGGAGAAGAUCUGCAAGAAGUAUGAGUCGAUACAGCAAGCGAUGCUUGACAAGUUUGCCUCUGUCGUGGAUGAGUAAGAGUAGAAGGCUCUUGAGCUAUGUGGAUACAUGUAAUGCUGCAUAGCGUGUCUCUGGUGUGCUGAGGUAAAUCAAUGCACUUUCUAACCGUGGUUGGUCGGUCAUCGUUUUGGCUUGAAUGUAACUGUGCAUUUGCGAAAGGCGCGGGUCCA
Molecule: messenger RNA, 1963 nt
Organism: Chaetomium strumarium
Lineage: Eukaryota; Fungi; Ascomycota; Sordariomycetes; Sordariales; Chaetomiaceae
Product: ATP synthase alpha/beta family, nucleotide-binding domain-containing protein
Exons: 5
Coding region: 78-1811 (577 amino acids)
Biological process (GO): proton transmembrane transport; ATP metabolic process
Cellular component (GO): proton-transporting V-type ATPase, V1 domain; fungal-type vacuole membrane
Molecular function (GO): ATP hydrolysis activity; ATP binding; proton-transporting ATPase activity, rotational mechanism
Source: RefSeq, a predicted model, not a curated record